Emys orbicularis (European pond turtle) is the source of this 1425-nucleotide messenger RNA. It is a transcript of the gene MFGE8, whose product is annotated as milk fat globule EGF and factor V/VIII domain containing. Lineage: Eukaryota; Metazoa; Chordata; Testudines; Emydidae. The transcript has 10 exons. Gene Ontology annotation, molecular function: calcium ion binding; signaling receptor activity. Bases 1 to 1425 code for a protein of 474 amino acids. Gene Ontology annotation, cellular component: plasma membrane. The record is from RefSeq and is a predicted model, not a curated record.
AUGAAGGAAUCGAGCCCUUUGCGGGCGCUGUUCGGUGCCAUCCUCGCUGUCUCGGUGGUUUUAGCUGUGACGGGUGACUUCUGUGAUGUGAACCACUGUGAGAACGGGGGUACCUGCCUGACUGGUAGCAAUGAGACUCCAUUCUUCUGUAUCUGCCCUGAAGGUUUCACUGGGAUUGACUGCAAUGACACAGAGAAAGGCCCCUGCCAUCCUAAUCCCUGCCACAACAAUGGCGAGUGCCAGCUGGUGCCCAACCGGGGCGAUGUCUUUAUGGAAUAUGUCUGCAAGUGCCCGGCGGGGUAUGCAGGCACCCACUGCCAAAAGAACGUGAACGAGUGCUCCUCACAGCCAUGCAAAAAUGGAGGCACCUGCCUAGACCUGAAUGGCGACUAUGCCUGCAAAUGCCCCCCUCUAUUCUUGGGGAAGACCUGCCAUGUCCGCUGUGCUGUUUUGCUGGGCAUGGAGGGAAGGGCCAUUGCAGAUGCCCAGCUCUCGGCCUCAUCUGUGUACUAUGGGUUCCUAGGCCUGCAGCGCUGGGGUCCUGAGCUGGCCCGACUCAACAACAAUGGAAUCGUCAAUGCCUGGACCUCCAGCAACUAUGACAAGAGCCCCUGGAUUCAGGUAAACCUGCUGAGGAAGAUGCGGCUGAUAGGGAUCAUCACGCAGGGUGCCCGCCGUGCGGGCUGGGCCGAGUACGUCCACUCCUUCAAAGUAGCGCACAGCCAGGAUGGACGUGUGUUUGUGUUCUUCAGGGACGAGAACCAGGAUCGAGACAAGGUUUUCCUGGGGAACACGAAUAAUGACGGCAUGCAGUCCAACAUGUUCAAUCCUCCGAUCACAGCCCAGUACAUCCGCAUCUACCCUGUGAUGUGUCACAGGGCCUGCACGCUGCGCUUUGAGCUGGUUGGCUGCGAAUUGAAUGUGUAUUUCAACACGGCAGGUUGUUCGGAGCCGCUGGGCAUGAAAUCCCGCCUGAUCUCUGACCAGCAGAUCACAGCCUCCAGCGUUUACAAGACAUGGGGCAUCGAUGGCUUCACCUGGUACCCACAUUACGCCCGCCUGGAUAAGACAGGCAAGACCAAUGCCUGGACUGCACUCAACAACGACCAGUCUGAGUGGCUGCAGAUCGACCUGCUGACUCAGAAGAAGGUGACCGGCGUCGUCACCCAAGGGGCUCGGGAUUUUGGGCACAUUCAGUAUGUGGCGGCCUACAAAGUGGCUUACAGUGAUGAUGGGACGUCUUGGACCGUUUACAAGGACAACAGGACAAACAGCAGCAAGAUCUUCCAAGGAAACUAUGACAACACCUCUCACAAGAAGAAUGUGUUCGACGUGCCCUUCUACGCCCGCUUUGUGCGCAUCCUGCCCGUGGCGUGGCACAACCGCAUCACGCUGCGCAUGGAGCUGCUGGGCUGCGAUGAGUAG